This is a messenger RNA of Stegodyphus dumicola, 383 nucleotides long. Its product is annotated as eukaryotic translation initiation factor 1A, X-chromosomal-like. Gene Ontology annotation, molecular function: translation initiation factor activity; RNA binding. The record is from RefSeq and is a predicted model, not a curated record. Lineage: Eukaryota; Metazoa; Arthropoda; Arachnida; Araneae; Eresidae. Gene Ontology annotation, biological process: translational initiation.
UAACUUUGUAUGGCAACACCAAUGCUGCUGACCGCAAAUUAAGUUUACGCGUGCGAAUUUCAAUUGAUUAUAUUACAUAAUUUUGAAAGCUCUAAUUUAUCGGAAGUAUGCCGAAAAAUAAAGGCAAGGGAGGUAAAAAUAGAAGAAGAGGGAAGAAUGAAAACGAAGCAGAAAAGAGAGAAUUGGUCUUUAAAGAAGAUGGUCAAGAAUAUGCCCAGGUAGUGAAGAUGUUAGGAAAUGGCAGACUGGAAGCCAUGUGCUUUGAUGGUGUAAAAAGACUAUGUCACAUUCGAGGCAAAUUGCGGAAAAAGGUAUUUUGCUUUGAUUUUUAUUAUUAUUAUUUCUUGUUCAACAUUGAUAUUAAAUAAAAAUUUAAACAAUCA